AUGAAUCCAAACAAUCAAAACAAUCGUAUCAGCCUUGAUCUCUCCUUGGGGAUUGGUCCUCAUCAAGAACAAGGCCAGUUCAUGCAACUCUUGAGAUCAGUAAGUGAUCCUCAACCAAGUAUCCAACCUCCUCCUCCUCCUCCUCCACAUCACAUGACGCCUCAUGGAUACUACAACAACGUCAUAAACCCUUGGAAUGUCCCCGGGAUGGCUCUUCUUCCAUCUCCACCGCCCGGGACGGCUCUUUUGCCGUCUCCAUCGCCUUAUCCACAGUCAGGGAAACUCCUUCAGCCUCCUCAACAGAUCCAAGAUGAAGCUGUGGCCUUGGAGGCUCCCCGGUCGGGAGCUAGGUUAGGCCGGCCACCCGCUGGACAUCAAGCACGUCGUAAUAAUUCGUCGAGAGCGGUUGCGGUUGAGAAAAACGCUGGUGAUAAGGAGAUCGAACCACCGUAUCCAUGGGCCACCACAAGACCAGCCUUUAUUCAAAGCCUCAGGUACUUGAUUUCUAAGAAUAUAAACGUGAUCUCUGGACAAGUUCAUUGUAGGCCAUGCGAGAAUACUCAAACCGUGGAGUAUAAUCUCAAGGAGAAGUUUGACGAAUUGUUUCAAUACAUUAACAACAACAAGGAGGCGCUGCGUCAACGAGCACCUAUUGUUUGGACGAAUCCGAAACUGAUUCCGUGUGGCUCAUGCGAGAGUGGGAUGAAGCCGGUGAUUAGCGAGAAGAAGGAAGAAAUCAACUGGUUGUUUCUUUUGUUAGGGCAAAUGUUGGGAUGUUGUACUUUGGAACAGCUUAGGUACUUUUGUGACAAGACUAAGCAACAUCGAACCGGUGCAAAGGAUCGUGUUCUCUACCUCACUUAUCUUGGUCUAUUGAGGCAGCUCAAGACCUGCGAAACAUUCAGCCUCUGA
Molecule: messenger RNA, 912 nt
Organism: Eutrema salsugineum
Lineage: Eukaryota; Viridiplantae; Streptophyta; Magnoliopsida; Brassicales; Brassicaceae
Exons: 1
Coding region: 1-912 (303 amino acids)
Source: RefSeq, a predicted model, not a curated record